Molecule: messenger RNA, 1058 nt
Organism: Paramuricea clavata
Lineage: Eukaryota; Metazoa; Cnidaria; Anthozoa; Malacalcyonacea; Plexauridae
Source: the annotation of a GenBank genome assembly
CCCCAAUCUACCCUAGUCUACCGUUAGUUAUCUCCAUACAUCCCCCAAAAAACAACAUGGCGACGAAAAAAAUUGUACAAUAUGUAGCGAUAAGAAAAGACUUAUCUUCGUCUUUAAACUGGCCUGCCGGUGCUAUCAUUGCUCAGGCAUGUCAUGCAUGUACUGCUGUUAUUGUUUCGUAUAGAGAUGACCCGUAUUCCGUCGAAUACACGCGAGAAUUGGACCGCAUGCAUAAAGUUGUAGUUGAGGUAUUUUUUUUGUAUGUUGUGUGGAAUUUGUUUUGUUUUUGUACUGUUCUGAGAGGAACUUUAUGUAUCAGGCAAAUUACAGAAAAGGUGAUAAUGAAAAAAAUAAAAACUCAGAUAAUGAAAAAAAUUAUCUGAGCGUUAACACUGACCGCAAAUUGGGCUAUUCCAAUAUUAUCUGCACUGGAAUCUUUGCUGUGCGCGGGGAAGUUCUUCUACGCGCAAUUUUGAUGCUUUCUAUAUAUUUACAAUUAAAUUUUCGAAAUCUUCCCCGUGCAAUUUCCAAACUUUCCAGUCAGCCCCCUCCCCCCUGUUGAGGAACCCCUUCCUCAUGUCGGGACUCCCCUGGAAUUCCCGCAAUUUUCAUGUAAAAUCUACCCCUUCUCCAUGGAAUUUCCAUUUAAAAUUUGGCCCUGUCCAUGGAAUUUGCAUGUGUAAAUUACCCCUCCCUAUGGGAAUUCCAUCAUGGGACAUUUACUCCCAGAAAUUUCCCUCUAACAUAUGUCCUCCCAUCACCCAUGGAAUUUCCAUCCCAUGAAAUUUACCCCUCCCCAAAUCCAUGUGAGAAUUACUCCUCCCCUUGGAGGAGUUGAAUUCCCCUUGAAUUACUCCUCCCACAAGCAUUUUUGCCUUUAUCUCAGGUGGCAAGUGAAGAAGCAUUAACAAAGUUAUCAGAGAAACUGGCAGAAAAUAAGAUGGAUUAUAAAUUAUGGAUAGAACAGCCCGAAAACUAUCCCACAUGCCUCGCAACCAAACCUUACCCGAGAGAUGAAAUAUCGAAAUUCUUUAAGAAAUUUAAAUUAUACCAAUAGG